UCCUGUCUCUGCACAGGAUCUGCUGUGUGCCUGUCUCUGCGGAGUUUUGUUUCCAGCCGUGCUUUGACAAAGGGCUUGUUCUGUGAAGCACGUCUUGUCCUCUUUGUCCAGCCUCUGGCUUAAACCACGGAAUCACAAAUAUUCUCCAGCUGGGAAGCAGACCAGGGCAGAGAUGAAGAACCCAGAAGCCCAAGGGGAUGUUUCCCUUUCCCAGGGAAUCCGCAUGAUGUUUUACGUGAUGAAGCCCAAUGAAACGUCAUUCCAAACCCUGGAAGAGGUGCCUGAUUAUGUAAAACAGGCAACUCCAUUUUUCAUUUCUUUGAUGCUGCUUGAACUAGUUGUCAGCUGGAUCAGCAAAGGGAAGCCCCCAGGUCGUUUGGAUGAUGCGCUAACAUCGAUAUCAGCUGGUGUUCUAUCUCAGCUUCCAAGAUUGUUUUUCAGGAGCAUUGAACUGACCAGUUACAUUUAUAUCUGGGAGAACUACAGGCUCAUCAUUUUGCCUUGGGAUUCUCCAUGGACUUGGUAUUUAACUUUCUUAGGAGUUGACCUUGGCUACUAUUGGUUCCAUCGCAUGGCCCACGAGGUUAAUAUUAUGUGGGCUGCACACCAAACACACCACAGUUCUGAAGACUAUAACUUAUCCACAGCUCUGAGACAAUCUUCCUUCCAAAUAUAUACUUCCUGGAUAUUCUACUCUCCCCUGGCUCUCUUUGUACCACCUUCGGUAUAUGCUGUUCAUCUUCAGUUCAAUCUCCUCUACCAGUUUUGGAUCCACACAGAGGUCAUUGAUAACCUUGGUCCUUUGGAACUGAUCCUUAACACGCCUAGCCAUCACAGGGUACAUCAUGGCAGAAACCGUUAUUGCAUAGACAAAAAUUAUGCCGGCACACUUAUUAUAUGGGAUAGAAUUUUUGGGACAUUUGAGCCAGAGGAUAAAAAAGUUGUAUAUGGUUUGACACAUCCCAUUAAUACAUUUGAUCCACUCAAGGUGCAGUUCCACCAUUUAGCUUACAUGUGGACUACAUUCUGGGCCACACCUGGAGUCUUCAAUAAGUUCUCUGUCAUAUUUAAAGGACCAGGAUGGGGACCAGGUAAACCAAGACUUGGACUGAGUGAAGAAAUCCCCGAGGUUACCGGGGAAGAAGUUCCCUACUCCUCGUCAGCGCCUUACCUAUUGAAGAUCUAUGCAGUUGUACAGUUUGCUGUGAUGCUAGUCUUUUAUGAAGAGACCUUUGCAAAUAAAGCUGCACUGACUCAGCUCACUCUCCUUCUGAGGGUCUGCUUCUUUAUCCUGACCUUGACCUCCAUCGGAUUUCUUCUGGAUCAAAGACCUAAGGCAGCUGUUGUGGAAGCUUCCCGUUGCUUGGUGUUUCUAAUGCUGUGUCGAUUUGGCCAUCUGAAGCCUCUCAUCCCUUUCUUGUCAUUUGCUUUUGAGAUUUUUUUCUCCAUCUGCAUUGCUUUCUGGGGAGUGAGAAGCAUGAAACAACUCGCCUCUGGCCUUUGGAAAUAAUUUCAGUUUGUACACAAUUCUCUCCUUUUAAUGAGUUGUCUAUAACCACAAUAUGUUAAUACCAACUAUAAAAAUAAUGAUCUUA
This is a messenger RNA of Myotis brandtii (Brandt's bat), 1595 nucleotides long. It is a transcript of the gene AGMO, whose product is annotated as alkylglycerol monooxygenase. NCBI's taxonomy places the organism in Eukaryota, Metazoa, Chordata, Mammalia, Chiroptera, Vespertilionidae. Gene Ontology annotation, biological process: lipid biosynthetic process. The coding region runs from base 173 to 1510 and encodes 445 amino acids. Gene Ontology annotation, cellular component: endoplasmic reticulum. Gene Ontology annotation, molecular function: iron ion binding; oxidoreductase activity. The transcript is spliced from 13 exons. The record is from RefSeq and is a predicted model, not a curated record.